UAGGAAGCGCCUUUUGCUCUGACUCUGCAGGUGUCCACUGGUGCUCGCCUGCGGGAUUCCCCCUCUCCCUCUCUUUCUCUCUUAGAUUGCUUCCCUCAAGGAAUCGGCUGCAACAACUUCACCAGCACAAGGCUGGGAGGCCGCUCCACACAGGAGGUUUGAAUUUACAUAGCAUCUAUAUAAGUGCUACAACAUUGGGAAUACGUGACUGACAUGGAUUCUUCAAGCUCUUGCCUGUGACUGUGUUUUCCAACAUGGCCCCCAAAAAGAAGACUGUCAAAAAGAACAAGGGAGAGAUCAAUGAGACGACGAUAAUUGUAGAAGACAGCCCCCUAAGCAAACUAAAUGCUUUGAAUGGACUUCUUGAGGGAGGCAAUGGUCUGAGCUGCAUUUCGUCUGAGUUAACAGACGCUUCUUACUGCCCCAACCUCUUGGAAGGGUUAAGUAAAAUGCGGCAGGAGAACUUCCUUUGUGACUUAGUCAUUGGCACCAAAACCAAAUCCUUCGAUGUUCACAAGUCGGUGAUGGCUUCAUGCAGUGAGUACUUUUACGACAUCCUAAAAAAAGACCCAUCUACUCAAAGGAUAGACCUCAAUGAUAUCUCACCGCUGGGCCUUGCUACUGUCAUUGCAUAUGCCUACACAGGAAAACUGACUCUCUCCUUGUAUACAAUAGGAAGCAUUAUUUCCACUGCGGUUUAUCUUCAGAUUCACACUCUUGUAAAGAUGUGCAGCGACUUUCUGAUACGAGAAAUGAGUAUUGAGAACUGCAUGUAUAUUGCCAACAUUGCUGAAACAUACUCUCUAAGAAACGCAAAAGCAGCAGCCCAGAAAUUUAUCCGGGAUAACUUCCUUGAGUUCUCAGAAUCGGAUAAGUUCAUGAAACUGACAUUUGAGCAAAUUAAUGAACUUCUUAUAGAUGAUGACUUGCAGUUGCCUUCUGAAAUAGUAGCAUUCCAGAUUGCAAUGAAAUGGCUGGAAUUUGACCAAAAGAGAUUGAAGCAUGCUGCAGAUCUCCUGAGCAAUAUUCGCUUCGGUACCAUCUCUGCACAAGACCUGGUCAACUAUGUCCAGUCUGUUCCAAGAAUGAUGCAAGACGCCGAGUGUCACAAACUUCUUGUCGAUGCUAUGAACUACCAUUUACUUCCAUAUCAUCAAAACACAUUGCAGUCUAGACGUACAAGAAUCCGCGGGGCCUGUCGCGUCCUUGUCACUGUUGGGGGCCGCCCUGGGCUUACUGAGAAGUCCCUUAGUCGAGACGUUUUGUAUAAAGAUCCUGAAAAUGGAUGGAGCAAGCUUACGGAAAUGCCAUCCAAGAGUUUUAAUCAGUGUGUGGCUGUAAUGGACGGAUUUCUUUACGUGGCUGGUGGAGAAGAUCAGAAUGACGCAAGAAAUCAAGCCAAGCACGCAGUCAACAAUUUCUGCAGGUACGACCCCCGCUUCAACACGUGGAUCCACCUGGCCAGCAUGACGCAGAAGCGCACGCACUUCAGCCUGAGCGUGUUCGACGGGCUGCUGUACGCCGUGGGCGGCCGCAACGCCGAGGGCAGCCUGGCAUCGCUGGAGUGCUACGUGCCCUCGGCCAACCAGUGGCUGCCCAAGGCCGGCCUGGAGGCGGCGCGCUGCUGCCACGCGAGCGCCGUGGCCGACGGGCGCGUGCUGGUGACGGGCGGCUACGUGGGCGGCGCGUACUCGCGCUCCGUGUGCGCCUACGACCCGGCCCGCGACGCGUGGCAGGAGCUGCCCGGCCUGCACGCGGCGCGGGGCUGGCACUGCGCGCUGGCGCUGGGCGGCCGCGUGUACGUGAUGGGCGGCAGCCAGCUGGGGCCGCGCGGGGAGCGCGUGGACGUGCUGUCCGUGGAGUGCUACGACCCGGCCAGCCGCCAGUGGAGCCACGCGGCGCCGCUGCCCGUGGGCGUGAGCACGGCGGGCGCCUCAGCGCUGCUGGGCCGCGCCUACCUGCUGGGCGGCUGGAACGAGGGCGAGAAGAAGUACAAGAAGUGCGCGCAGUGCUUCCAGCCCGAGCUCAACGCGUGGACCGAGGACGACGAGCUGCCCGAGGCCACCGUGGGCGUGUCGUGCGCCACGCUCUCCAUGCCCGGCCACGCGGCCCGGGAGUCGCGCGCCAGCUCCGUGUCCUCGGUGCCCGUGAGCAUCUGAGGGAGGCCCGACCCGCCUGGCUUGGGGCUCCCGGGGCGGCGGGAAAGAAAAGGGAAAGGAGACGGUUGCUACACGUUUGCUACAAUGUUGCACGCGCCGGUGUCUCCAGGCGCGCGUCGCGGGAUGCUGUGGUCUACCUCUGCCGGGUUUUCCUUGAGCCGCUGAUACUGUUCUUGAGCGGU
Sorex fumeus (smoky shrew) is the source of this 2341-nucleotide messenger RNA. It is a transcript of the gene KLHL31, whose product is annotated as kelch like family member 31. Lineage: Eukaryota; Metazoa; Chordata; Mammalia; Eulipotyphla; Soricidae. The record is from RefSeq and is a predicted model, not a curated record. The transcript has 4 exons. Gene Ontology annotation, biological process: negative regulation of protein phosphorylation. Gene Ontology annotation, molecular function: protein binding. The coding region runs from base 255 to 2159 and encodes 634 amino acids. Gene Ontology annotation, cellular component: cytoplasm; nucleus.